Equus caballus (horse) is the source of this 6629-nucleotide messenger RNA. NCBI's taxonomy places the organism in Eukaryota, Metazoa, Chordata, Mammalia, Perissodactyla, Equidae. The record is from RefSeq and is a predicted model, not a curated record.
CCUGCCCCGCGCGCCCAUCGAUCUGCUCGGCCACCGCGCGCCUGCGCCUUUGGGCUGUCAGUGCAGGCGGCGUGGGGAGCGCAGGGAGCGGUUGUGGCGCCCCGGGAGCCGAGUUUGUAAAAAUGGAAUUUCAAGCAGUAGUGAUGGCAGUUGGAGGAGGAUCGCGGAUGACAGACCUGACUUCUAGCAUUCCCAAACCUCUGCUUCCAGUUGGGAACAAACCUUUAAUUUGGUACCCAUUGAACUUGCUUGAGCGUGUUGGAUUUGAAGAAGUCAUUGUUGUUACAACCAGGGAUGUCCAAAAGGCUCUAUGUGCAGAAUUCAAGAUGAAAAUGAAGCUAGAUAUUGUGUGUAUUCCUGAUGAAGCUGACAUGGGAACUGCAGAUUCUCUGCGCCACAUAUAUCCAAAACUUAAGACAGAUGUACUGGUCCUGAGCUGUGAUCUGAUAACAGAUGUUGCCUUACAUGAGGUUGUGGACCUUUUCAGAGCUCAUGAUGCAUCACUUGCCAUGUUAAUGAGAAAAGGCCAAGAUAGCUUAGAACCAGUUCCAGGUCAAAAGGGAAAAAAAAAAGCAGUGGAGCAGCGUGACUUCAUUGGAGUGGACAGCACGGGAAAGAGGCUGCUCUUCAUGGCUAAUGAAGCAGACUUGGAUGAAGAGCUGGUCAUUAAGGGAUCCAUCCUGCAGAAGCACCCCAGAAUACGUUUCCACACAGGCCUUGUGGACGCCCAUCUUUAUUGCUUGAAAAAAUACGUUGUGGACUUCCUAAUGGAAAAUGAGUCAAUCACUUCCAUCCGGAGUGAACUGAUUCCAUACCUAGUAAGAAAGCAGUUCUCCUCAGCUUCCUCACAACAAGGACAAGAAGAAAAAGAGGAAGAUCUAAAGAAAAAGGAGCUGAAGUCCUUAGAUAUUUACAGUUUUAUAAAAGAAGCCAAUACACUGACCUUUGCUCCCUAUGAUGUCUGCUGGAAUGCCUGUCAAGAAGACAGACGGGAAGACUUGUCUAGAUCACAGGUGCGCUGCUAUGUCCAUAUCAUGAAAGAGGGGCUCUGCUCUCGAGUGAGCACCCUGGGACUCUACAUGGAAGCAAAUAGACAGGUGCCCAAAUUGCUACCUAUUCUUUGUCCAGAAGAAUCACUGAUCCAUUCAUCAGCCCAGAUUGUCAGCAAACACCUGGUUGGAGUUGACAGCCUCAUCGGGUCAGAUACACAGGUUGGAGAGAAGUCGUCCAUUAAGCACUCAGUCAUUGGUUCAUCCUGUGUCAUAAGAGAUAGAGUGACUAUCACCAAUUGCCUUCUCAUGAACACAGUCACCGUGGAAGAAGGGCAGCAAGUGCAGCUCUCAGAGCCAAACAAGAUAUUAGUAUUCGUCAUUGUUACCUGAAUGUCCUCUUCGCCUGCACUCAGCUGACUGCCCUGCCCACUGGGCCUUUGCUUUUCUACUCCCCUUUAUUCCUGACAUCCACUCUGCCUAAACUGCCUCCCUCUAGAGAUCUUUACCUCUAGAAAUCUUACCCAUCUUUCAAGGUCCAAUACGUAUGCUGGCUCUUCCACGCAGCCUUCUUGAAUUGUUCCAGCCAGAAAUUAUUUCCCACACCUCUGUGUUCCCUGUGCACCCGUAGCGCUUUGCUUAUGUUCGUGUGGUACUCACUGCAUCUUUCUUUUUUCCUCAACUAGACUGUAAAUUCCUUGAAUAUGAAAUAGUUUUUAUAUGUCUUUGUACCCCUUAAACCCUAAUACUGUAUUUUUUAUAUACUAGAUACCUUGUAAGUAUUUACUGAGUGAAAAAUAAAGAUCCUUGAUUUAACCCCCUCUACUAUAAUUGACUGAGUAUCUGUCAAGACAGCGCUGUCUAAUUCUAGAAAAAAUCGUGGAGUAAAUACUUUGCUCCUUGAAACUCACCAAAAUGAAAACAAACAAGCAAGCAAAACCAGAAAAGGAAGCUUCAUCUAUAAUAAAACUAGAUAACUGCCAUGUACCCAUACACAGACUAAAGAAUUUCUGCCAGACAUGGUGAAAUUUACAUCAAACUCAAAGAGAACACCAAAAUUCAACGAGCAUGAGGAAUAGGGGCAUGGGUGAACCAAAGGAGAAAUGGCAAACACCCCUUUUGCAAAAUCUCAAGGCACAUAGAACUGAAAGAAAAAAAACCAUCAAGGCACAUAGAAGGGAGAGAAUCAGGCUGGCUCAGACUUUUCCAUGAGAACAUUUCAGCCCAGAAGACAUUGAAACAACAUUUAGAAAAUUUGGAGGGAAAACUAUUGUGAUCUAAAAAUUCUAUACCUAGUCAAGUUAUAGUUGAACUAUAAAAUCAUCAGAAAUACUCCAGGGCUCAAGAGAUGUGUCACCCAUGAACCCUCUGGAAAACUCCUGUUCAGGACAUAGCCAAGUAGGAAAUGAAACAAAAUAUUGACAAAUGAGUAGGUUGAGUAUAAACGUGAACUCCUUUAAACAUAAAACUGUCUGGUAAUUACAGUUGCAAAAAAGAGAAUAAUUGUUAAAAGAAUUCUGUGUUUCUUCAGUCACACUCUUGAAAACACCAAAUUAUGAAACCUUGGGAAAAUCCCCUUGACUUAAGGGGCUCCUUAGGACUUUGGGUUCACUCCCUGCCUUUGAACCGUUUGCACUAAACCCAUCUUCUUGGGUGGAGAAUACUACCCCUUAAUUCUUUUAAGUUUGGUACAUCUUUACUUUGAUCCUCCCAAACCCUUCUUAGGAGGGAGAUAUUUCUCACCACUAAACCUUUAUAUAGUGAAGGGAGGCACAUAGAACUAAAGGAGGAAAUUUUCAGCCUGCUCACUGGAACCAGUACAUUUUAGUCUAGAAGACCCAAGAGCAAGAGUGGCCAGAGAUGGGAAGACAGUGAGAUAUUUAAGUAUUAUAUCUCAUUAUGUGAAUUAACCUGGAUAAAUCUCACAAAUAUGACGUAGAUGGGGAAAAAAGCAGAAGGAUACAUAGAGAAUGAUGGCAUUUCUAUAAAAUUUUACAACAUGCAAAACAAUACUAUAUAUUGCCUACUAAUAUAUGUAGUAAAAAUGCUUAAGACAAUAAACAGCAGAGUCAAACAGUGGUUACCUCCGGUGGGAGAAGGAGGGAAGUGUGAUCAAAGAGAGGUGCACAGCAGGUUGUAUUGUUUGUUUCUUGAACUGUUCAGUGGGCACAGAGGUGUUCGUUAUAUUCUCUAUACUUUUUCCCAUGCCUGAAAUAUUUCAUUAAAAAUAAUAUGUGGUCCAGAGGGGCACCUGGACCAACACCCCUUGGGCUAAAGUUAGGAGGCUCUGGCACCUGGAGAGGUGUAGGUGACUCAGCCAUAAUCUUUGGACUGAAGUAGUCAGUUGGCCCAAAAGAGACUGUAGUCACAUGCCUAGAAAAGCUACAUGUAUCUCCAGUUCCAUACUUUUCUCUUCCCAUAAACUUAUGAGUAAGUUUAGAAAGCCUGCCAACUAAUUCCCAGAGAAGAACCUGCCUGUUCUCAGAGUUACUGAGAAGUUUCAUGGCUCUUUGCCAAAAACUGCCCAGUCAACAGCUGAGACAGAAGCCCAUGACACAAAAGAGAGACACUUACCACCGUGUAGGCUUGGGCACAUUGCUUAACCUCUGUGAGCCUCAGUUUUCUCUGUAAAAAUUAGAAUAAAUGCCACCAUCCCUGCAGGUUUACUAAAAGGAUUAAGUUAUACAAUGAAUGUAAAGUGCUGUGUGCAAUGACUGAGAUGUAUUAGACUUUAGAUUUAUGUGAGUUCCCUUUCCUCCUGGAAUAAACUGAAAAAAGUCCUAAGUAAAGCCAGAAGAGGAGUGAGAAUUGGAGGCACUCUUGCUUCCCAGGUCCGGGCUGCUUCAUCGGUAUGCCACGACAUGGUAUAGCGUGGUGUGCCUAACCAAGCAGUGAUCUUACUGGAAACCUUUGUGUUUUUCUCCUGGCCUCCUCUCCACUGAAGCGUCAGGGUUUUCAGGGUAAUUUCCCAAGGCCUGUACCUUUGCUUACAAUUUGAUCCUACCAAGGAGAAAUGAGGAGCAAAGACCCCAUUAAUCUUAGUCAUCUCUGAGCAGCUUCUUAGAGAACACAGCCUGGCAUUAACACACAAUGCUUAAUACCAAACUGAGAGUUAAGACUAGGAUGCAAAAACUAGUUCCGGGACUGGGGCCACUUCUUUUCUUGAGCUAUGUGGAAGUCACUCCCCUCCCACCCUAGGCACUGAGCAGAAAACAUAGAGUCCUUACUGUGGAUUGGCAACCUUGAGAAGGCUUGUUUGAUGUAGUAGUGUCUGUCCUUCCCUCUACAUGAGCAAACACACACACUUCCAGUAAAAUCCUUAAUCUUGGAGUUUCUUUCUCAUGGAGGGAAGGUUAUAUUGGCUUGAAAUUUUUCCAGAGUGCCUCGGCCUUGCUAAUGGAGGUGACUUGUGAGUACAGCAGUGACACUGGGGAAGAAUUGAAGAAACUAGUGGUAGAAAAGAGGUUCACAGUCACUCAGCAUUUUGUCAGCUGUUCGUCUCAAAGCCUUCCACAGAUCAGCUGACCAGGGGCCUCAGGAGAGCCUCCAGCUUCCCAUCAUUCAACCUACUUUUUCCCUAACACAUCUGCAGGCUCUACAGCGUGUCUCAGAGGGAGUUAUACUCAGACUAGGCGAGACAAGCAAUAUGAGAGGUUCCCGAAGACCUGUCAGACCUACUAAACAUAAGGAGAACCCAGGCUAUCCAUUGCUGUGGAAAUGUGACCUCAAUCGUUCCAGCUUCUUCCUUCCAGAAACGGUUCUCAUUUAUAUCCCAGAUUCCAAAAUAGCCAUUUAGUAGUCUCUAAUUAUGACUGUUUGAGUUCCUGUUGGCUGUUUCUUCUCAGCUGACUGUGUUUACCCCUUGCCUAGCUCCAGAGCAUGCAUUCUCAGGCUUUUAAACUACUGAGCAGGAAGCUGCCCCUACUCCCACCUUGGAAAAAGAAAUGAGACUUUUCAGGGGCAAACUAGUAGCCAGUUGUAAGCCACCUCUGUCCCAAGAGCCUCUGUAUCUGAGGCUUUCAAUACUUCCUUAUUACUCUUGUUGGGGGAAUUUUUCCCAGCGCGCAGCAACCACCCUAACUGCUGACUGGACUGCUUUGCCUAAGGCAGAGGGCAAGGUAGAAAGUUCUGGAAGGUCCCUUAAUGCCCACCCACUGAGUGAAUCAGGAGUUUGAGCCAAAAAACAAACUAAUACUGUCUGCCCAUCUCUAGCCAGCACCAGAGAGGUGCUGUGGCUUUGGCCUUUUACUGCCGUCUGACAGGCUGUAACGUUCUAGAAGAAUAGAGAUAAAGGAGAUGCUGGAAUGUCAUAAAGUGCUAGAAUUCCUCUUUUGCAUUUCACUAAAGUUUUGUUAUUUGGGGAGAAUCUUUUUUAAUGGCCCGUGCAUCGAUAGUUUUAGUCCUUGGAAUGUCCUCUUGCCCAUCUCCCAUACCUCCUAGGUUGCUUGAGGAUUCUUCCUUAGUCUUUUGUUUUGUUUUGUUUAAAUAGAUGCUCACACACUUCCUACUUGCCUCCUUUCCCCCUCCAGCUGCCCACUUCUGACUCUUCAGAGCUCUAAAUAUUCCCUUGUUAGGACAGAGCUCCUUCCACAGAGCCAUCUCAGCUCAGAAAAGUAGCUCAGCAGUUCUAGCUUUCUCCGGUCCUUUUUCCCCUUCAUUUCUUUGUAUGGCAUUAUGAUUAAAUGUAUGGAUUCUGGAGACAGAUAAACCUAGAUUUGAAUCUGCUACUUGGUAGUUAGGUGGUUUGGGGUAAAUGGUUAGACUUCUCUAAAUCUGUUACCUCGUCUGCAAAAUGUGGUUGUCAUUUUUACUGUAUCAGAGAUAAAAAUGACACUCCCAGAAUCAUCUAGGACAUUGAGUGUGUUUUUGUUUGUUAUUUUUUAUAUUGCCCAGGUGAUUUUCCUGAUGAAAUGGCUAGAUUUGUAAGUCACUCCUGUAAUUUACAUAGAGUAUAGGACAGUACCUGGCAUAGAAUAGGUAUGCAAUAAAUGCUAGUGAAGUUUUUCAAAAGGACCUUUUCUUCCCACCCACCUGUCUUCAGGAGCCAGGAGGAUGUUCCUUAAACACAUUCAAAUGCUAAAAGCCAGCAGUGCUACUCUUGAGAGUGUGGCUUUAGGGUCUGGAGUAGUCUUAUAUGUGGCAUGGAACUGGUUUUAAAAACAUCCUUUUUUUCCUAAAUGAGUAUGGUUCUGAUUAACCAGAGUCUGUGGCACCCAUUGUUUCCAUAGCUGAUCUCUUACAGAGAUUCAUGGGAUCUGAGCCUCAAAUGGGAUGUGGUAUAUAUUCCCAGAUGAGAGGCAGGAGUGAUGGGUACCAGCAUCAGUUUCCACCCCCAGACCAAAGGAGAAGAGAUUGGAUGGAAUUUAGCCCUCUAGGUCUGGGGUGCCUAAAGAACUGAAGUCAGAAUGUCUGCUCUUUCCAGGCUUUGGGGGAAGAUAAUUGUAAGCUUAUCCCAACUCUGGAUUUCUCUAAAGCUGGGUCCUCCCUUGGCCCAACUGAGCCAUUCUGUCUUCUACUGAUAGCUUGAGGCAUGUAACCGUUGACUGGACUGACCAGCUGUCCUUAGCCUAGGGAGGAGCCCCCAACCCAUAGUGGUGAGGAUGGUGAUGAGAGGGUGGACACUCCCUAACUUGGCUACUG